AUGUUCAAGCAAUCACUUAGACUUUUCGAGAAAGCUAUGCCUUUGGCAUACAAAAACAUGCUUAAGGAUCCAUCAAAAAAGUAUGUUCCGUUCAAGGGAGUUUCGUUGCCAGAUAGAACUUGGCCCGACAAGAGUAUCACAAGAGCUCCAAGGUGGCUUUCCACCGAUUUGAGAGAUGGGAAUCAGUCUUUGCCUGAUCCUAUGUCCAUUGCAGAGAAGAAGGAAUAUUAUCACAAGUUGUUGGAAGUUGGUUUCAAAGAAAUUGAAGUAUCAUUCCCAUCUGCCUCACAAACGGACUUUGACUUCACGAGAUACGCAGUUGAAAACGCCCCAGAUGAUGUUUCAAUCCAGGUUUUAACACAGUCUAGAGAACCAUUGGUCAGAAGGACAGUCGAUUCUGUAAAAGGUGCUAAAAAGGCUACUAUUCAUAUUUAUUUGGCCACUUCAGACGUUUUCCGUGAUGUCGUUUUUAACAUGUCAAAAAAUGAUGCUAUUGAAAAGGCCGUUGAGACUACAAAAUUAGUCAGAUCUUUGACUAAAGAUGACCCAUCGGCUCAGGACACAGAAUGGACUUUGGAAUUUUCACCAGAAUGUUUUUCAGAUACACCCACAGAGUUUGCAGUCGAAAUUUGCGAGGCUGUUAAGAGCAUCUGGGAACCAACUACUGCGGCUCCAAUCAUCUUCAACCUACCAGCCACUGUUGAGGUGGCUAGUCCUAAUAUCUACGCAGAUCAAAUUGAGUACUUUUGUAGAAAUAUCUCAGAGAGAGAGAAAGUUUGCGUUUCUGUUCAUCCACAUAAUGAUAGAGGAUGUGGAGUUGCUGCUGCUGAGUUAGGUUUGAUGGCUGGCGCUGACAGAGUAGAAGGAUGCCUCUUUGGAAAUGGAGAAAGAACUGGAAAUGUAGACCUAGUUACAGUUGCCUUGAAUUUGUACACACAGGGUGUGUCUCCAAACUUAGACUUUUCUGAUAUAGAAGAUAUCAUUGAAAUAAGCGAGAGAUGCAACAAGAUACCAAUUCAUCCCAGAACACCAUAUGGUGGAUCUUUGGUUGUGUGCGCAUUUUCUGGUUCUCAUCAAGAUGCCAUUAAGAAAGGAUUUUCCAGAUCUGAAAAGAGAGCUGCUGAGGGAGAUUUACAAUGGAAAGUUCCUUAUCUCCCAUUAGAUCCAAAGGACAUCGGCAGAAACUAUGAAGCUGUCAUUAGAGUGAACUCUCAGUCAGGUAAGGGAGGAGCAGCAUGGGUGAUUUUACGCUCUUUAGGCUUAGACUUACCAAGAAAAAUGCAAGUUGCAUUUUCAAAUAUAGUACAAAGAAAAGCUGACAAUUUAGGAAGAGAGUUGAAGGCAGAUGAAAUAUCUCAAUUAUUCAAAGAUGAGUAUCUUUCUGGGAGCAGCGCUGCAAUCAAAUUGCUUGAUUAUGAACUCACGAGGUCAAAGGCCACCACUGAUAGAGAAAUCACAGCUCUUCUUUCGAUAUAUGGCGAGAAAGUAUACAUUAAUGGUGCUGGAAAUGGCCCGAUUUCCGCAUUUGUUGAGGCUGUAUCAAAUAAGUUUUCAAGAUUAUUUGAAGUGGUGUCUUACAAUGAACAUAGUUUAGGUAGCGGUACCCAAGGAAAGGCUGCGACCUACAUUGAAUUGAAAUUCUUGAAUAAAGAAAACGCAAGCAUUUCCAACUGGGGAUGUGGCAUAGAAUCUGAUGUUACUGAAGCUUCAAUGCAAGCUAUUAUAGCUGUCCUCAACAACUUAAUUGAAUCAAAAGAUUUGCAUAUAUAA
This is a messenger RNA of Priceomyces carsonii, 1770 nucleotides long. It is a transcript of the gene LEU4, whose product is annotated as 2-isopropylmalate synthase. Gene Ontology annotation, biological process: L-leucine biosynthetic process. The transcript has a single exon. Lineage: Eukaryota; Fungi; Ascomycota; Pichiomycetes; Serinales; Debaryomycetaceae. The record is from RefSeq and is a predicted model, not a curated record. Bases 1 to 1770 code for a protein of 589 amino acids. Gene Ontology annotation, molecular function: 2-isopropylmalate synthase activity. Gene Ontology annotation, cellular component: mitochondrion.